CGAAUAGUAUACCAAGUGACAUCAUGGGCAACACGUCGUCCACCCCUGCUGUCGCGACGCCGUUGAAGCCGACCGCACAAGAAGGCUGUCCGGUAAAGCACAGCAAUGUGGCACCUGAAGGAUGCCCGGUGAAGCACAGUGGCAAUACCACAUCGGUGGUAGGUGAAGGCUGCCCCGUCGUGAAGAAGCAAAAGGUGUACAAUGUGUACAGCCAGGAAAUCGACCCCACCAACAACAUGCCGUCCAACCCGAACCAAGAACCCAACGAUGGGCAAAAGUAUCCGUUGAACACGACCCGUGUGACGUCGACGAUCCCGAAAGGCGGCACCGACGGCACAUGGACGUACCCUAGCGAACAAAUGUUCUUCAACGCGUUGCGACGCAAAGGAAAGGGCGAAGACGUGCACGAAGGCCAUGUCCAAACCAUCGUGAGCAUCCACAACAACAUGAACGAACGUGCUUGGAACCAAGUGGCCGCUUGGGAAGAGGCUUUACAUCCCGGAUCCGACUCGAAAUUGCUUCGCUUCUGCGGCCGGCCCGAUGACUUGACGCCGAUCGCACGUCUCAAGACGUUGUUCGGGUACGAUAAACCAUUUGACCGACACGACUGGGUCGUCGUGCGCAACGACAACACGGAGCAGCGGUACGUGAUCGACUACUACUUUGACGACGACAAAGCCGCAGAGGACGCCGUGCCGCGGCUGCACGACGUCACUAGCGUCAAGUCCAUCACCAUGUACGCGCGUCCUGCCGUCGACUCGCUCUCGGCCGUGGUGGACCGCAUCAAGUUCCCCCUCCUCAACCUCUUGGGCACCGCCCCCGCCGUCUCCUUCCCGCCGCCACCGCCCAGUGAUGAGGCCGACGCCAGUGCCAACAAUGAUGACCUCUUGACUGUCGAGCAAGUUAACGCCACGUUUGGCCAGAUCCAAGCCAACUGCAGCAAGUGCUUCACCAACGUCCAGACGUGCGCCGACGAGGUCGCGUGCACCCAAGCCGCGACGGCGCUGCAGUUUUGCAUGGCCAACAUCCUGUGCAAGCCGGACGCUGUCCAGUUCACGGCAGCGCUUGCAUCUGGCGACGAGGGCCGCAUUGAAGAAGCGUACGCCGCCAUGGGCAACUGCGUCGACCGCUUCGAAGUGCGCUCGCGGGCUGCCUUGCAACAACAAGCGCUCGAAGCCGCCCGAAAAGUGUCGGCGGCGUCGCAAUCAGCAUAGUACCCAACACUCGUCCAUUCAUAGAACUUUGCAUUCAGUGUGUAAACUGUACAAGUGCCAAACAUCUCAACCCCCCAUCG
Aphanomyces astaci is the source of this 1294-nucleotide messenger RNA. RefSeq lists its product as hypothetical. Lineage: Eukaryota; Oomycota; Saprolegniomycetes; Saprolegniales; Verrucalvaceae. Gene Ontology annotation, cellular component: mitochondrion. Gene Ontology annotation, molecular function: holocytochrome-c synthase activity. Bases 24 to 1214 code for a protein of 396 amino acids. The transcript is spliced from 3 exons. The record is from RefSeq and is a predicted model, not a curated record.